AUGAAGGAAGAAUUAAGGGCGCAUUUUAUGUGGGUGGGUGUUUUGCUAGCGACUGCUUCCAUACCGUUAGUCAAAGGACAACAAGGAAACAGCAACGCUAAUAAACAUUCUCGAGAGAAAAGACUUUUAUGGCUGACUUCCGAUGGACGUUUGGCCCUACCUCCGGGUACAACACUAGUUAUAACUCCUACAUUGGGAUUGCCAUUUGUCAGGUAUCCACCUGAUGGUUUUCUAUCAAAUAUGUCAAUUAGUCUACCGUUUACGAUACAAUUUGAUAAAUUAGGACUUACCGAUAAUCAAAAUCCUUAUGGAGUUUUACCACCGACGCUUGAUAGAGGAAUGGGUAGAGCUGCUGGAAUGAUGAUUGCCGAUUAUAUUGCCGAACUUAUGAAUAAUAGGAGGCAUAAAAGAGAAGUUCCAAAACCGCCAUCAAAUGCUAAUUUUCACGGUGGUGAAAGGGCGAGCAAAUCUCCAUUUGCUGACGUUUUACGAGAAUACGUUGAAGCCGAACAAUCCGGAUACGAACAUGGAGAAUGUUGGAAAUAUUAUAAAAGUUGCUCAAAAUCACUUUUUACCUGGAGGCAUCAUAAUAAAUACGAGUAA
Messenger RNA from Pediculus humanus corporis (human body louse), 603 nucleotides. RefSeq lists its product as uncharacterized. NCBI's taxonomy places the organism in Eukaryota, Metazoa, Arthropoda, Insecta, Psocodea, Pediculidae. The record is from RefSeq and is a predicted model, not a curated record. The transcript is spliced from 3 exons. The coding region runs from base 1 to 603 and encodes 200 amino acids.